AUCGAUACUAUCGAUAGUGCCCUCGAUGGUUUGACACCUCUAUAUUACGGUAUUUACAAACAGUCGAGCAGGAAAGAAUUAAAUGUCGACUGCAGCACCAGCAGCUGAUUUAUGACAGGACGACAAAAUGAACUAAGAGACUUAAGUCGUCAGCCACAACGAGAAUCGAAGCGGAGAUAACUUUUAUACAAGAAGCUCCCACCCCCCCUCAACAUCCCCACAAAACGCACGUAGGGUCGUCCCACAAGUGUCGUCAUGGGCAGUGUCUGGAAGCGUUUACAGCGCAAUUUUAAGCGAGCGGCAAAGUUCCAGUUCACCGCAUCCUACCACGACCUGCACCUGGAGACCACCGCUAAAUGGCGGCCAUCAAAUCUCUCCAUUGUGUGGACAAGGAGAUCGAGACGCGUGGCCAGUGCACCCUUACCAUGGGAGCCGGAUAUGAUGAAUCCCCUGUUGGGCAAUAUAUCCUGGCCAGUGCCGGACAAUCACACCAUAUCCGUCACUCUGUUCAAGGAUCCCCGCACUCACGAGCUGGAGGAUAAGGAUUGGACAUUCGUCAUAGAAGAUGUCACGCCCAUGGGAAAGAAACGUGUGCUGGCCAGCGCCAGCAUCAAUAUGCGAAGGUACGCCAGCAUCGAAUCUACUCAGCAGAGCUUUACAUUGAGUCUUAAGCCGGUCUCGAAGAAGAUAACCGCAGCCAGCCUGGAACUAACCAUCAGCUGUGUGUUCCUCCGAGAGGGCAAGGCAACAGAUGAGGACAUGCAGAGCGUUGUCUCAAUGAUGUCGGUGAACAACAACUGUGAUGUGGCGCCGCUAGAUGAUCUGGAGGAUAUACCGGACCUUGACAAUUUCAGCGAAAUCACGGACAACCUGUACGAUUUCACCCAUCAACUGGAGCAGAUGACAACGAGCCUCAAUGGCUGCAUAGAUGUGGCCACGCCGCUAAGUGUACCUUCGUUAUCUGAAGAUCCCACACCAUUGGCCGAGUCCUUUAAUCAAUUGCAUUUUGAACUAGAAGCCGAUGGCGAACGGGAAGCUUCGCAUACGCUUGAAUUGCCAGCAGCUUCUGCUGCUGCUGCUGCCGCCGAAGAGGGCUCCAAAACGCCCAACGGACUGCAGCCAGUGGUGGAGAGUACGCCCAGCAGGGGCACAGGUGAAAAGCACAGGCAAAUGGAACAGCAGAAGACACCCGCUGGCUCACUGGGAUACAAUCACAGCGAAGGCUUCGCCAAGGUGGUCACAUCCACACCUCUGGAACCAAAGGCAGCCACUGCCAAGGAGAGUGCGAAAGCAAAGAAGGGAAAGGCCUUAAACUUCGACGCGAAGGAGGAGUACAGGCCAGUUGUCGAUCUGCCGGCUGAGCCCAAGAAGGAGGACGCCUCGAAGAGCGUUAACAACAGCAGCACGGCCACGGUGGCAGCCCCACCAGAGCCCACAAGGAGCAGCAAGGAUGCCGCCUCGUCCAAUGCAAAGCGUGCCGAGCUGCAGCCCCUGAAUCUGAAGAAGAGCUACGAGCCAGUGGCUCCUGCCCCCGCCCCAACGCUUAAUGAUUCUGUCCAAUCGCAAUCGAGUGCAGUGAGCGGUGGUGGGAUGAACAGCCUAAAGCCCGUGGAGAAGAUUGUGCUAAAGGAGAACACCCCGGGCCAGGAUCUGCUCGAGUGGUGCAAAGAAGUUACCAAAGACUAUCCAAAUGUUAAGGUUACAAACCUAACCACCAGCUGGCGCAACGGCAUGGCCUUCUGUGCCAUCAUUCAUCAUUUUGUUCCGGAUCUGAUCGACAUGUCCAAGCUGAGUGCCCACGACGUGGUUGGCAACUGUCGCAUUGCCUUCGAUGCGGCCGAGUCGCUGGGCAUACCCCGUGUCAUUGAGCCGCGAGACAUGAAUCUGCUAACAGUGCCGGAUAAGCUUGCUGUCAUGACAUAUCUGCACCAGUUGCGGGCGCACUUUACCGGCAAGCAGCUUCAAAUCGAACAAAUCGGCACAACCUCGGACGAGUCGAGCUACGUUAUUGGCAAUUACAAGUCGGACAAUUUGUCGCAGAACCUCAACUUUUCGCACCUAAAGACGCAGCUGCUGCAUCAGAACUCCUUCGACGAGGAAAUCUUUUCAUUGGACAAGGCCCAGCAAAUGUCGCCGCAGACCAAAAAGGAUGUGAAGAACCUUAUUCUGUACAACUCGAAGAAUAUCCUGGGCAAAGUGCUGUCCCCCACGAAGGACAAAAACUCGAUCAACGCAUUGCAGCAUACGAAUCAGUCGAAUCAGUCAUGCCUGACGUCACCGCCGACUCAGCCCCUGUUUGUGGAUGAAGGCGAGGAGAGUUCAAUGAACGCUGCGCAGGUGGGGGGCAAGGAAAACGCAGCUUUAUCCGUGCUGGAUGCACAUGCGGCAAAUGAGGAGCGUCAGCAGCGGUUGCGGGAGCAGGCACGUCGCCUGAUACUGGAGACCCGAACCAAAACUAUGGACAGUCCCACCAGCCCCACGAAGACCAAGCGCUUCAAUUUUUCGCCCGAGCGCACCAUUUCGCCCAUUCAGAACGGCUCCGAGGAGUUCUACUUCGAGAAUCUGAAGAAGUUGGACGAUUCGGAGCCAGGCAGUGGGGGAAACAAGAUCAGUCCUAGUCAUAGAUUAAGCAAUGCCCUCUCCGGGGGAGUCAACGUCAACGGCAGUCCACUGCAAUCGUUCAAUGCGAUUGUGGACCGCAUCUCACCAAAGCACGAGAAGAGGGGUGAAAAGCUAUCCUACAUCGAGUCCGAACUGGAGGCACUGGAGCGGGAGCAGGAGGCCAUCGACCAGAAGGCCAGCAGUCUGGAGGCUAAGCUACGCGCAGUGAUGGGCGGCAAUCCAAGUAAUAAUCGAACCAAUCGGAACGGCAAUCCGUUCCUUAGGCUAAUCCGAAAUAGUAUUGGUGGUGGUGACGUGAUUCGCAUUAAGCUGCUUGAUUCCGACGAUGAGAGCUUGUUCGGUAGUGGAGGAGCAUGCGGGAGGGCGGGUAUGGGUACCCCAGCGGGUACAACCAGCGAUGACGAUGAAACCUCCAGCGAUAGCGCCUGUAUCUCGGACGAUGAGGUGCUGACCCAGGGCCAGGCACUGAGACGGCCGCGGGCGCGACCCCGCUCCCAUUCGUGUUUUGUAAAUGUGAAUAAAGACCAUCAUCCAUCGACCAGCCCCACAACCCAUGAAUGCCAUCAAGAACAUCAACACUUGCGGCCGCGACCGCAUCAUGUGCAUCAUGUCGUGCCCUACAGUCAUCUGCUAAGCAGUUCCGCCUCGGGCAUGUCCUCCCAGCAGUCCUCCUAUGACAAUCUGCCAGUGUGCAGCGACGAUGAUGAUGCCCUGGCCAUGGCAGCCACAGGACAUGUGGCCUCCAUUCGGCGGCAGCAGGAUCGCCACAAGCGGCGCCACCAUCAACGGCGCUCCCGCCGAUCCCACUCUCGCACCCAUUGCGAAACCGAGGAAACGGAGGAGCAACUGUUAUCGCAGUGGUUCACGCUGGUUAACAAGAAGAACGCGCUCCUCAGGCGGCAAAUGCAAUUGAAUAUACUCGAGCAAGAGAAAGAUCUGGAGCGAAAGUUUACAAUGCUCAAUCAGGAACUGCGAGCGGCCCAAUCAGUGGAGGACUGGCGCAAGACGGAGGUGCAGCGCGAGAAGGAGCGACUGCUGCUCGAGGAGCUGGUUACAAUUGUGGAUAAGCGGGAUCAGUUGGUUCAACGUCUGCACAAUCAGGAGAUUGCCAUUGAAGACGAUCACGAGAUAGCCAGGGAACUGGAGCAAGUGGAUAUCAGCGGUGGGAAGGAAAAAUGUGUUCUACAAUAGAAAAUCGAAAUUUUACGAAAACUUGACUGGAGAUUAUACUUAUGAGUACCACACACACACACAACCACAACCCAAAACCCAAACCCCAAACAAACACACACAAUCUUAUCUAUGUAACUAGUUAGAUAUUAUCUAUGUAUGUUUGUUUGUUGUUCAGUGGCACACGAUGUGGCUCUGCUAUGUGGUUCGGCGCCGCGUUCUUACUUCUACUGAAGCGAACCACAAAUAUGGCAUGGACCCACACUUGGCCAUGGCAAAUGGCAAAUAUAUGGUUAUAAAAACAAAGAGUUCUGUGACACUACGAAAUCGCGUUUGUAUUUAAGCAAACAGUUCAAUAAUAAAAAUAAUGAUCAAAACGUCCGUUAGCAAACUAAGAAGUAUAACUCAAAAACACUGAACAGAAAGAAACAUCAAAUGCAAAAGAGCACUCCCAUUUGAAAUCACGAACAAAUAUCCCCUCCCCAUUGGAGAUUGUAAUUCUGUUUUCAAUUCCUUUGUUUGGUUGUUUGUGCCAUCUGACGAUCAUUCAUUCACCCCACCUCCCUGAACGCUUAAACGGAAGAAAACUGAGGAGAGGCAAUUUUACGAUAAUUUUUACUGUAGCAUUUAUCCCCCCAAUACAAGAAACGCUUCAUCCAAAAAUAUACAUAUACACCUACAUACACAUACAUACAUAUACAUAUAUAUAUUUAUAUUUAUUAUGAACUACUUUUGUGCAAAAGAAAGGGAACUAUGUAUCUUACCUACCAUUUAAUUUAGAUUUUUAUCCAUACGAUAUGAUACCAUAAUGUACCAUGAGUAUGCUCUAAGUUUAAGGCAAAGGCAAAGCGCUUUAAUAAUAAUUUAAAGGUGGCUUAUAUACUUAUAUUAUGUACUACCUUACGUUGCCCCCCCCCCCCCUGCCCCGACCCCUUCAAGCAAAUGUAUGUACAAUAUAAAGAACUGUUCAAAACCGAAGGAACCGAAAACCCCCUAGCUAAUAAAGAAUAGACAACGCGUCGAUGUCGUACGAAAUAAACCCAAAAAAACAUUUCUGAAUAAAUAUGCGUAUAUGCGUGUUGUUGUUUUUGUCAGUA
This is a messenger RNA of Drosophila obscura, 4889 nucleotides long. RefSeq names its product EH domain-binding protein 1 (gene Ehbp1). The coding region runs from base 256 to 3813 and encodes 1185 amino acids. NCBI's taxonomy places the organism in Eukaryota, Metazoa, Arthropoda, Insecta, Diptera, Drosophilidae. The record is from RefSeq and is a predicted model, not a curated record. The transcript is spliced from 13 exons. Gene Ontology annotation, molecular function: protein binding.